AUGAGCGUCGUGAAUACCGAGUUGCGGAGGCGGGUCAUUGCCAUUUACAAGGAACUCCUCUACUUGGGCCGAGAAUACCCCCUCGGCUACGAUUACUUCCGCCCCCGCCUGCACAAGGCGUUUUCCGCGAAUGCUGCGCUGCGGGAUGAGGAGGCUAUUCGAAGGGGGAUCGAGAGGGCCGAGUUUGUGAAGAAGGAAAUCGAAGCAUUGUAA
Molecule: messenger RNA, 213 nt
Organism: Colletotrichum costaricense
Lineage: Eukaryota; Fungi; Ascomycota; Sordariomycetes; Glomerellales; Glomerellaceae
Product: complex 1 protein
Exons: 3
Coding region: 1-213 (70 amino acids)
Biological process (GO): respiratory electron transport chain
Cellular component (GO): mitochondrion
Source: RefSeq, a predicted model, not a curated record